AUGGCUUUCGAAGAAAAGCCGCUCGAUUCCUCCAUAAACCUCGAUGCCGUUCUCGAGAAUCGCGUGACAAUGAUCGUUGGGAAAGGCCAAAUGGUGUACUGGCAAGGAAGCAAUGUCACCGUUUACGAGAUCGACGACGAAGGGCGGGAGCAGGCAAGAAAACUUGUUGGUAUGCCAAAUGGACAAGGUCUUGCUCCUGAGGGUGUCAAAUUAUACAUUACGAAGGGGAAGGUGACAGAACAAUCCUAA
Messenger RNA from Penicillium cosmopolitanum, 249 nucleotides. RefSeq lists its product as uncharacterized. Bases 1 to 249 code for a protein of 82 amino acids. The record is from RefSeq and is a predicted model, not a curated record. NCBI's taxonomy places the organism in Eukaryota, Fungi, Ascomycota, Eurotiomycetes, Eurotiales, Aspergillaceae. The transcript has 2 exons.